Pseudophryne corroboree (corroboree frog) is the source of this 1037-nucleotide messenger RNA. RefSeq names its product chromosome 7 C16orf89 homolog (gene C7H16orf89). Gene Ontology annotation, cellular component: membrane; cytosol. The coding region runs from base 38 to 1030 and encodes 330 amino acids. The record is from RefSeq and is a predicted model, not a curated record. The transcript is spliced from 8 exons. NCBI's taxonomy places the organism in Eukaryota, Metazoa, Chordata, Amphibia, Anura, Myobatrachidae.
UUUGUACAAGACAGGUAUAAGUGCAGGGAAGUUGACAAUGAAGAUCGCACUUUUGCUUGUUCUGUUGGCGGUGUGUAAUUGUUCUGAAACACAUAAUGAAAUGGCACUUAGAAAUGUUAUUUCAGCCAUUUGGAAAGCGGUUUUACUUUUGAAGAAUGAAGACAAAGAAUUCAAUUUGGAUGGAAUGGCAGGAUUCAGGCUCUUAUUAGAGCAAAUCAAAGGUACACUUAAAAGAUUUGAAGUCAAGAAAGACCUGUAUGAUUGCAUAUUACUGAAAAGGAUGGAGAAAGUAUUGAAUAAUUCACUCAACAAUGCAUUAUACUAUACAAAGCAAAGAGAUCCUCAGUACUUUGAUGAGUUUCUAGGACUCUUUGGAGAUCAGUUUUGGAUUCUUCCUUCUGCCUGGAACCAUACUAUCCCAGAACUUGUAUACAAAGAAAAGCUACCUGAUAAAUCUUUGUGUUUAAUUGAGGAAUUUAGUGAUCAGUGUAUGUCCGCUCUUCUGGGAAGCCCGAAUGGAGACAAAGAGGCCUGCAUUGUGAGUAGUCCUUGCUGGAAGAAGAUGAAGCAAAUAGGAUGCAGUGAUUACUCACUCUCUCACCAACUUCUGUAUUUUAUAAUUGGAAAAAUGAAAAGAUGCAGAAAUGAUCUAUUUAUAAAAGAAGGCAAUAACUACAUGAAUAUAUAUUGUGCAAAUAUGAUGAAAAUCAACCAUGAAAUUGAACAAAAUGGAUAUCCCUUUCAUCAGCAAGAUAUUUUCAUGGAAAAUAUAAUGCUGUGUGGGUUAUGUGGAUAUUCAGAUUUCUACAAACUAGAAUGGAUGAAUAAAAUUAUCAGCUGGCAGGAUCCUGUAAGUGGCUGCUUUGGUUAUAUAGGUGAAAAUGGUAUUACAAUGAAAUCUGAUAAAAUAAAUUAUUUUCCAAAAAGAGUUAAAAGGAGAGAGAGAAUGUUUUUAGAUAUCUGUCUGAGUCAUAAGACAGCGAUGGCUGUUGGAGCUCUUGGAGGCUUUCUCUAUUAUUUCACCAUGUAAAUGCACA